Funneliformis geosporum is the source of this 1209-nucleotide messenger RNA. The record is from the annotation of a GenBank genome assembly. NCBI's taxonomy places the organism in Eukaryota, Fungi, Glomeromycota, Glomeromycetes, Glomerales, Glomeraceae.
AUGUCGAAAAAUCUUCUUCAUGAAGAAUACUGGACAAACACCAGCGUCGAGGACUGGUCGAUCGAAUCCUUUGAUGUUAAUUGGAUCCAACAAAAACCACGCUUGCAUCAUAGGUCAGCUCAAGCUCACGCUUCACUGGGUAAUGAGUUAAGCAUACUCGCGAGGAGUUCAGAUCAAAGGAUAGCGAAUAAAGCACAAGCGUUACAAAAGCAAAUAAAGGUCAAUAUCAAGAAAACUCUUGUCGAUAAUAUCAGCGAAUCUGAAAGAAAAAAAAAAGAAACACGUGAUAUAAACUGUUUGGAGAAAAAAAGCAAGUGCGACGAUACCAAUGGAGAAGCAAGUAAUAAUAGUAUGGACGAUACCAACGGAGAAGCAAGUAAUAAUAGUAUGGAAGAAACCAAGCAUGAAGAGGUACUGUGCCGAUUUGGAAUUAUGGACCUAACCCCGUCUUCGGAGUUCGUACUAAGAUAUUCAGAUGAGGAUGAUUACAUGCAAGUUCUUAAAGAGACCUUUGAGCCGGUUGAUAAGUUGUUUCCUGAAAGUGCGAUUGAAUUUCUUGAUGUGUUUUUUUCAGAGCAGAAUUGUACCCAUAAACAAUGGGAUAACAAGCUGGAUAGUUUAUUGGAACCGGAGGAAGAUCCAUUUUUGAAAAAGUUGAAGAGACUUAUAUUUGAAACUUUACCAACCUUGCAAAACCAUGAUAUGCUGGAAGAUGAAUUUAUGAAUACGUACAUCCAUCCAGUUCUAAAAAAGGCACUGUGGAGGUUUUCAGAUAUUCGUUAUAUACCGGGAAACAAGGCAAUUCAAGCAUCUGCAUAUAGGAAGUCGAUAAUGAAACAAGACGGGAAUGCAGACCGCUCAGAUGGAAUUGCAUACACCACCAAGAAACAGUAUGAAAUUUGCGUAAUAGAAGGUUCCAGGCCUUAUGUUGUUGAUGACACGAAAGAAAUGUCUGAUUAUGUUCAAAACGCACGAGCAGGAAAAGAUAUAAUAAAUUACACUGUUGUAUCUGAAGUCAAGUUGAAACGAGCACCGCCCCUGCAAUUUAAGGCUUUUAUGGUACAGAUCAUCGGACUAAGUCUUCGAUUUUAUUUUAUGAAUUAUUUGGGAAUAUAUCGGCUUUUUGAAAUUGAAACGUGCGAAAUUCCAACGGAUCUAGAAGAGAUCAAUUUAUUCCCAUCUUCCUUUAAGGCAGUUGUGACUUGGGUG